This is a messenger RNA of Capsicum annuum, 402 nucleotides long. RefSeq names its product putative late blight resistance protein homolog R1A-3. Gene Ontology annotation, molecular function: ADP binding. Gene Ontology annotation, biological process: defense response to other organism. The transcript has a single exon. The record is from RefSeq and is a predicted model, not a curated record. NCBI's taxonomy places the organism in Eukaryota, Viridiplantae, Streptophyta, Magnoliopsida, Solanales, Solanaceae. Bases 11 to 319 code for a protein of 102 amino acids.
CGCAUUUGACAUGAACGAUGAAGCAGAGCUUGCAAACAUGCUGCAAAAGAGUUUAAAGGGUAAGAGAUAUUUAAUUGUAUUGGAUGACAUCUGGAAAAGUGAAGCUUGGGAUGCCGUGAGAAUAUGUUUUCCAAGUGAAAACAAGGGGAGUCGAAUAUUGUUGACGACCCGUAACACUGAAGUAGCUCGCUGUGCUGGUACAGAGAAUCUUUCUUUGCAGAUGGGCUUCAUGGAUCUAGAUGAUAGUUGGAACCUUUUUAAAAGUACAGCAUUUGCAAAUGAAGCAUUACCAUAUGAGUUCGAGACUGUUGGAAAGUAAAUCGCUGAUGAAUGUCACGGGUUACCACUAACUAUUGUCGUGGUUGCUGGACUUCUCAAAUCUAAAAGGGCAAUCGAAGAUUG